GGAGCCGGGGCCCGGGCCGCAGCCGGACUCGGAGCCCGAGGGAGCGAUAGGCGCGCAGGCAGCCGGGGCCCGGGCGCGCUCCGGGGGCGCGGCGAGGCCGAGGGGGCGGGCGCCGGGCGGAGCCGGAGCCGGAGCCGGGGCGCCUGGAGGCGAUCGGGCCGCUCUCUCCGAGCUCAGAGUAGCGGAGAGACCGUGCAGCGGGAGUCGGGGCCAGAGCGCAGCCCGGGGGCUGAGGUGGGCCGAGAGCAGACGCGGCCCGAGCGGCAGGAGAGGCGCCGGGGGCCUCCCCCCGGGCGCGGAGGCCGGGCGGGCCCGGGCCAUGCCUGCAGCUCACUGAGGCCAAGGGAGGCCGCGAUGGAGGUGCCGGCGGGGGAGCCCCCGGCUCGGGGCUGCGGCCCCCCGCCCGCGCCAGCCCCUGAGAGGAAGAAGAGCCACCGAGCGCCGUCGCCGGCCCGACCCAAGGACGUGGCCGGCUGGUCGCUGGCCAAGGGCCGCCGCGGCCCAGGCCCGGGCGCCGCAGCCGCCUGCAGCUCCGCGUCCUCGGCGCGGCCGGACAAGAAGGGGCGUGCGGUGGCGCCCGGGGCGCGGGGAGCCGGGACGCGGGUGGCCGGGGUCCGCACCGGGGUCCGUGCCAAGGGCCGUCCGCGCCCAGGCACCGGGCCGCGACCGCCGCCACCGCCGCCCAGCCUCACCGACAGCAGCUCAGAGGUGUCGGACUGCGCGUCGGAGGAGGCGCGUCUGCUGGGCCUGGAGCUGGCGCUGAGCAGCGACGCCGAGUCAGCGGCCGGGGGCCCGGCGGGGGCCCGCACUGGGCAGCCGCCGCAGCCCGCGCCGCCCUCUCAGCAGCCUCCGCGGCCUCCCGCCUCCCCGGAGGAGCCGUCGGUGGCCGCGUCGUCGGUGGGCAGCAGCCGCCUGCCACUCAGCGCCUCGCUCGCCUUCUCCGACCUCACGGAGGAGAUGCUGGACUGCGGGCCCGGCGGCUUCAUGAGAGAGCUGGAGGAGCUGCGCUCGGAGAACGACUAUCUCAAGGACGAGAUCGAGGAGCUGCGGGCAGAGAUGCUGGAGAUGCGGGACGUCUACAUGGAGGAGGAUGUGUAUCAGCUGCAGGAGCUGCGGCAGCAGCUGGACCAGGCCAGUAAGACCUGCCGCAUCCUGCAGUACCGGCUACGCAAGGCCGAGCGCCGCAGCCUCCGAGCUGCCCAGACUGGCCAAGUGGACGGUGAGCUCAUCCGAGGCCUGGAGCAGGACGUCAAGGUCUCUAAGGACAUCUCCGUGCGGCUGCAUAAGGAGCUCGAGGCUGUGGAGAAGAAACGGGCACGGCUGGAGGAGGAGAAUGAGGAGCUUCGGCAGCGGCUCAUCGAGACCGAGCUGGCCAAGCAGGUGCUGCAGACGGAGCUGGAGCGGCCGAGAGAGCACUCCUUGAAGAAAAGAGGAACCCGUUCCCUGGGGAAGACGGACAAGAAGCCUUCGGUGCAGGAGGACAGCGCCGACCUGAAGUGCCAGCUGCACUUUGCAAAGGAGGAGUCAGCCCUCAUGUGCAAGAAGCUCACCAAGCUGGCCAAGGAGAAUGACGGCAUGAAGGAGGAGCUGCUCAAGUACCGCUCGCUCUAUGGGGACCUGGACGGCGCCCUGUCGGCUGAGGAGCUGGCUGACGCACCCCACUCGCGGGAGACCGAGCUCAAGGUACAUCUGAAGCUGGUGGAGGAGGAAGCCAACCUGCUGAGCCGCCGCAUCGUGGAGCUGGAGGUGGAAAACCGCGGUCUGCGGGCUGAGAUGGACGACAUGAAGGAUCACGGUGGCGGUGGCUGCGGGGGCCCCGAGGCCCGCCUGGCCUUCUCUGCCCUGGGCGGCGGCGAGUGCGGGGAGAGCACGGCGGAGCUGCGGCGGCACCUGCAGUUCGUGGAGGAGGAGGCCGAGCUGCUCCGGCGCUCCUCAGCUGAGCUGGAGGACCAGAACAAGCUGCUGCUGACUGAGCUGGCCAAGUACCGCUCAGAGCACGAGCUGGACGUGACGCUGUCGGAGGACAGCUGCUCCGUGCUCAGCGAGCCCUCGCAGGAGGAGCUGGCAGCUGCCAAGCUGCAGAUCGGCGAGCUCAGCGGCAAGGUCAAGAAGCUACAGUACGAGAACCGGGUGCUCCUCUCCAACCUGCAGCGCUGCGACCUUGCCUCCUGCCAGAGCACACGGCCGAUGCUGGAGACGGACGCUGAGGCCGGGGACUCCGCCCAGUGCGUGCCUGCUGCCCUUGGCGAGGUCCAGGGGCCCCAUGCCGCCCGGCUCUGCAGAGCCAGGGAGGCCGAAGUGCUGUCUGGGCUUCGGGAGCAGGCCGUCCUGGUCAGCAAGGCCAUUGAUGUCCUGGUGGCUGAUGCCAACGGCUUCUCGGCUGGCCUCCGUCUGUGUCUGGACAACGAAUGUGCUGACUUUCGGCUGCAUGAGGCCCCCGACAACAACAGCGAGGGCCCCAGGGACACCAAGCUGAUCCACGCUCUCCUGGUGAGGCUGAGCUUGCUCCAGCAGGAGCUCAAUGCCUUCACACGGAAGGCAGACUCAGUCCUCGGGGGUCCCACCAAGGAGCAGCCAGAGCCUUUCUCGGCUCUGCCCUCCUUGGGCUCCCAGGGGCCCUCCAAGGAGAUUCUUCUGGCCAAAGACCUUGGCUCAGACUUCCAGGUGCAGCCCCCUGACUUCAGGGACCUGCCGGAAUGGGAGCCCAGGAUACGAGAGACCUUCCGCACUGGCGACCUGGACUCUAAGCCUGACCCCAGCCGGAGCUUCAGACCUUACCGAGCUGAAGACAAUGAUUCCUAUGCCUCUGAGAUCAAGGAGCUGCAGCUGGUGCUGGCUGAGGCCCACGACAGCCUCCGGGGCCUACAAGAGCAGCUCUCCCAGGAACGGCAGCUACGGAAGGAAGAGGCUGACAACUUCAACCAGAAAAUGGUGCAGCUGAAGGAGGACCAGCAGAGGGCGCUCCUGAGGCGGGAGUUUGAGCUGCAGAGUCUGAGCCUCCAGCGCAGGCUGGAGCAGAAAUUCUGGAGCCAGGAGAAGAACAUGUUGGUGCAGGAGUCCCAGCAGUUCAAGCACAACUUCCUUCUACUCUUCAUGAAGCUCAGGUGGUUCCUCAAGCGCUGGAGGCAGGGCAAAGUUUUGCCCAACGAGGGGGAUGACUUCCUUGAGGUAAAUAGCAUGAAGGAGCUGUACCUGCUGAUGGAAGAAGAGGAAAUAAAUGCCCAACAUUCUGAUAAUAAGACCUGCGCAGGGGACAGCUGGACCCAAAACACGCCCAACGAGUACAUCAAGACACUGGCCGACAUGAAGGUGACGCUGAAGGAGCUAUGCUGGCUGCUCCGGGAUGAACGCCGAGGUCUGACUGAGCUUCAGCAACAGUUUGCAAAGGCCAAGGCCACCUGGGAGACAGAGCGAGCAGAGCUUAAGAGCCAUAUCACCCCGAUGGAGCUGAAGACUGGGAAGGGGGCUGGGGAUCGGGUGGGGCCCGACUGGAAGGCAGCUCUGCAAAGGGAACGGGAAGAACAACAGCACCUCCUGGCUGAGUCCUACAGCGCAGUCAUGGAGCUGACGCGGCAACUGCAGAUUAGCGAGCACAACUGGGGCCAGGAAAAGCUUCAGCUGGUGGAGCGGCUUCAGGGUGAGAAGCAGCAGGUGGAGCAGCAGGUAAAGGAGCUGCAGAACCGUCUGAGCCAGCUGCAGAAAGCUGCUGACCCCUGGGUCCUGAAGCACUCGGACCUGGAGAAGCAGGACAACAGCUGGAAAGAGACGCGUAGUGAGAAGAUCCACGACAAGGAGGGCGUUUCUGAAGUCGAGCUGGGGGGAAACGGCUUGAAGAGGACCAAAUCUGUUUCCUCCAUGUCGGAGUUUGAAAGUUUGCUGGACUGUUCCCCCUACCUCGCUGGAGAAGCCGCCCGGGGCAAGAAACUGCCCAGCAGUCCUGCCUUUGCCUUUGUGGGCCCCCAGCCGGUGGAACCGGAAAAGGCGGCCCCAGAACAGCCAGGGCUCUCGCCUGGGGACUGCAACCGCCUGGGCGCCCUGGGCUGCCCGGAGCCCUCAGGGAGGCAGAUGCAGCGCAGCUACACAGCACCUGACAAGACCGGCAUCCGUGUCUAUUACAGCCCCCCGGUGGCCCGGCGCCUGGGGGUCCCCGUGGUCCAUGACAGGGAAGGCAAGAUCAUCAUCGAGCCCGGCUUCCUCUUCACCACAGCCAAGCCCAAAGAGUCGGCCGAGGCCGAUAGGCUGGCUGAGAGCUCCUACAGCCGCUGGCUCUGCAACUUCUCCCGGCAGCGCCUGGACGGGGGCUCCGGCAGUGGUCCCUCCGCGCCUGGGCCCACCUUCCCAGCGGCCCUGCAUGACUUUGAGAUGUCAGGCAACAUGAGCGACGACAUGAAGGAGAUCACCAACUGCGUGCGCCAGGCCAUGCGCUCAGGCUCGCUGGAGAGGAAGAUGAAGAGCACGUCCAGCCAGACGGUGGGCCUGGCCAGCGUGGGCACGCAGACCAUCCGCACGGUCAGCGUGGGCCUGCAGACCGACCCGCCCCGCAGCAGCCUGCACGGCAAGAGCUGGUCGCCCCGUAGCUCCUCGCUGGUGUCCGUGCGCAGCAAGCAGAUCGCUUCCUCCCUGGACAAGGUGCACUCGCGCAUCGAGCGGCCCUGCUGCUCACCCAAGUACGGUUCCCCCAAGCUCCAGAGGCGGUCUGUGUCCAAGCUGGACGGGGCCAAGGACCGCAGCCUGUGGAACCUGCACCAGGGCAAGCAGAACGGCUCGGCCUGGGCCCGCUCCACCACCACGCGGGACAGCCCCGUGCUAAGAAACAUCAACGACGGGCUAUCCAGCCUCUUCAGCGUGGUGGAGCACUCGGGGAGCACGGAGUCCGUCUGGAAACUGGGCAUGUCCGAGGCCCGGGCCAAGCCCGAGCCUCCCAAGUACGGCAUCGUGCAGGAGUUCUUCCGCAACGUGUGUGGCCGGGCGCCCAGCCCCACCGCCACCCCUGGGGAGGAGGGCCCCAAGAAGCCGGAGCCGCUUUCCCCCGCCAGCUACCAUCAGCCGGAGGGCGUGGCCAGGAUCGUGAACAAGAAGGCGGCCAAGCCAGGCAGCAGCGAGGAGGCCAGGCUCUCCGUGCCCCCCCAGGUGGGAAAGGACGGUGUCCCUCGGGAUGGAGAUGGAACCACGGUCCUUCUCAGUGAGGAUGCCGUGUGUGACUGUAGCACCCAGUCUCUCACCUCCUGCUUCGCCCGGCCAUCCCGCUCUGCCAUCCGCCACUCUCCUUCCAAGUGCAGACUGCACCCUUCAGAGUCUGGCUGGGGUGGGGAGGAGAGGGCAGUGCCCCCCAGCGAGUGACAGAGAAGCCAAGCUCCCUCACCUCAACCAGCCCAGUCCCUGGACAACGGAAGGGAACCAGCGGAGAGGAGAUGAGGCAAGGGUCCCGUGCCCUCUGCAUCCCUCGCCCUGGAGGGACAGCAGCUGCACCACUGCCAGAGAAGAGCUUUCCCAUCCAGGUAAAGCGGGGUCUCCUGCUGACUGCUGGGUGGUGACCUCUCACUUCCUAGGGGAAGGCAGUGAGUGGGAAAAAGACCAAAACUGGGCUCCUGAAGCAUCUCCAGAGAGAUCCCAGGGGAGCUAAUCCCUGGAUCAUAAGGGAGACACUUGCCUGGCUCUACCCACACCCACUUCUCAAAGAUCCAAGGAAAGGAUACACUUCCAGCCUCACCCCUCAGGGAAAAGGGUUCACAGAGAUGUUCCUUGCCAACCACAUCUGUCUUCAUGGGGAGGAAACACCAAUGAGAAGAACAGGCUUUGCUCUCGGGCUCAAUUUGGGCUUCCUGGUGGAGCUUAGCUGGGCAUCACCCCAUCCCAUCCUUUCCCCCACCACCUCCUCCUGCCAGCCCCGCUGCUCUGGUGAGGUGUGGCUCUGGGGAUAUGAUAGGGCAAUAGCCGGGGGCAUGUAUCUGCUUGGAAUCCUAAAGCCCUGGAUCUCCCUGCCCACAGCCUGGAUGCAGCAAGGACUAGAAGACGAGGUAGAAAUGUGUGGGGCUCAAGGGUUGGGGAGCCACCAGAACUGCCAAGAUGACUUGGGGAGCCCCAACCUUCCCAAGAGACUCCUUGAGGACAGGAAUAGGUAGAGUCAGUCUCAAGACGUGGAGCACAGAUAAAUGCCUCAUUGUCCACUGCCUUGAUCACUGGGGCCUCUCUCCCCGGCAACCUGGGGGCACCACAUCUCCACUGUGUUUACAUCCUACAGCCGGUGAAGGGCGAAGAUAUUCCCCAAAGAGACUCCCAGUUGGCCAGGUCAGGCCAAGGAGCCUUCCAAGAGGCUGGUGCCCCAGGACGUGGCGGUAGACUGAGGCCUGGAAACACAUUUCUUGCCUAGGUUGUUUAUUUGAGUUUUUCUUACUAUAAAUAUUUAAGGUGGUUUUACUUUAUUUUAAUAAUUUAAUUUACCCCAAAGUCCCUAAGGUAAUUUAUUGCAAGUCAAGACAUGUCCUCUCACCACUGGGACAAGGCAGGGCUUCUAACAUGGGGGGUGGGUGCAGGGCCCCCAUGUGGAUGAGGCCGCUCAGCAGCCCAGCUCCGUUCCCCUGAUCAGGUUUGGCGACACCCCCCACCCCCCAUCCCCCCCGCAGAGCUGGGGCCCUGCAGCUGACCAUUCGGCCCCCGAGCUCUCCUUCACACUCGAUACCCGGUACUUGCCCAGCCCCCAGCGGUCAGUCUGUAGGUUCUGACUGACGGGGUGGAGGGCUGGACCAGCGUCAUCACUCCCCAGACAUUUUCCAUUUUCCUCCUCAUUUUUCUCCCUCCUUCUGACACCUUUUUUAAAAUGAGUCAAGCACGGAUUUCUAAGGCUUUAUCAAGAGCAUGGAGAUCUCUCCAAGUUCCCUCAGUGAGAACUCGCAGGAAAACAGGACUGCACUUCGAGAAUGUUGUUGAUUGCAGCUUUGCACAUGGAUCUGAGCGUGACUGCCAGCCUGCCUCGGUUCUCACCAGCCCACCAGCCUUUUCACCAGCCUCUUUCCUUAGCCUUAUGGACUCUCCUGGCUCAUCUCCCAGCCCCACCUCCACUGCCCACCCUGCCCCAUGUCCCAUGUGAGCUGCCUGAGCCUUCAGACGGAUCGUAACUCAGCUCACUGCACUGUGGUGUCGGGGGACUGAGACGGCCUUGGUGCAGGUGAACCCGUUUUGGUCGCACACAUGCCUGCACAUCUGCGUGUUGCUGGUGGGGGUGCUCAGAGUGGAAACACCAGGAUAAAGCUUACCUGUGAAAUCCCCACCAGAAAAACCAAAAGCCAGCAGCUCUGUUAGUUUCCCCCGCCCCAGGACUCAGGAGAUAGCUCUGCCUUCCCACCCACCAGCUCCCAGUCUUGCCCUUUCUGGGGCACCUGGACCCAUGACCCAUAUUCCUUCCUCUCCAUUCCCUACUGGCAGAACUUUGGGGUGACGUUAGUGCAACCAGCCGCCUCCUCACGCCAUAGCGCCCUGCGUGGGCAGAGCAGGCUGACCGAUGGAGCCGUGGGCCAGUCCCUCUGUGACGCUAAUGCUCCCACCCAAGAGGUCAGGGGGCCCCUCCAAGGUUAUCUCCAAGUGAGGGGAUUCACAUGAGGCCACAAGCCACCAGAGGCCUUCUGCCACCUCCCCGAGCUGCAGAGGGCCAGGGAGGCUGUGCUUCUAGCCUUGGGGAGAAAUCCUCGCAAGACCUGAACCCUGCGGACCGCUCCGCUCAGCCUUACUGUCCUUCUCAUCCACGAUUGUCCUGCCAUCCUGUCUCAGAGCCGGGCCACCGGCCCUCAGAGUGUCAGAGGCCCCAGGUCUUGACACCCCAAUAAAGUCCCAGUUUCUGCUUCCUGCAUGCCACUGUGCAAGGUCACUCAUCACUGUUCCUACAGAAGCCUCUGGACGUGGGGCUGGAUGGGGUUGAAAAUGUUACAUGUAAAUAUUGGUUGGGUUUGAUUUUUUAGCUUUUUAAUUAGUAACUGGUUGUGUUUUCUUUUGGGGGGUGGGGUUUGGUUUGUAAAAACUCUCUACUCUUUUGGAAUGUAAUUUCUAAGUUUGUUUGUUUCCUCAAAUGCCUUUUAAGUCGUGGUAACAUUCCCAAAGCAGAAAACUGCCUGGCCCGCCCUGGGGACUCCUCUGGAGCAUUGGGUCCCAGGAAGGAACACUGCCCUUUCCCCCUUUCCCGCUACCCCUGGCCUUUCUGCUCCUAGCAACUUCCUUUCCUUCUCUUCCCCCUCCUCUGUACUUCUUUUUCCUUUCCCUCAUUUCCAUUCUCUUCAGCCAGAGUCCCAAGGAACCCUGGGGUCCUAGUUCCCUACCAACCACUAGGCUUGGAUCUAUUAUGUUGGCACCAGUUGAGGGGAAAUGUGAGACCAGUUGGCAUAGUUGACCCCAGACUUGACGCAUUUGUUGCUCAGGCUUGACCUCUUCCCCGAGCCAAAUUAGACCCUCCUGGGAGCAAUGAUGUCUGUCUUGGAAAUGAAAAUCAGACCACUUUGGCACCUCAGUGGCUCCUCAGUCCUGUAUGCACAAGGCGUUCAGAUCCGAGUCUCUGUCUCCCUGGCAGCCCUUCCCCCGCCCUCAAUUCUUUCCCCACUGAAAGCUGACCAAUUUAAAAAACCCUCCAAGAGGUCUUGCCCCAAAUGGGCCCCUCCCCUUGGUCCUCCCAGGGACACUCCUCUACCAGCCACUCUCCCAGGUGACAAAGUCGAGGGCCCAAAGACUUGACCUUGUUACACCCUGCUUGCCUCAGGCCUCCCUUGUGCCUGCUCCCAUGCACCUUUUAUGAUUUCAUCACCCCUUCCAGGCCCUUCCUCCCUCUCCUCUUCCAUCUAGCAUGCCCCCAGCUUUACCAGCCUUCCAGCUCUCCAGUCCCAUUACCUCUUCAUUAAUAAUAGUCCCCUGCACACCCCUCCUAGAGCAUGUGCUGUUUAGAAAUUGCUUUCCCAUGCCACUUCUCCUUCAACCUUCUAAGGGUCAGGUCUGGAAGACAACCUCGGCAGGACGGGGGUUAGUGUUCCCACUGUGCAGAUGAGGCAACUGAGGGGCAGAUCUUAUCCCAGAGACAUCUAACUGGAAAGUCAGCAGGUUUAGACUAGAACCUGGGUUCACUGGAUCCCACAACCCAACUCUGUCCUGCUUGCUGUGUAAACCCACUGCCCCCCUGAAAAAUGCCACUGAAUAUGCCACUGCCCAACCCAGACAUAAAACCAGCCCACUCUAAAGUGUUGGACCCACGUGUCUCAGAGCGUGGUAUAGGAACCCCUUGCAUCAGAAUCCUCUGAGGGCAUUCCAAAAUGCAGCUUCCUGGGCCCCACCUUGGCCUCUGGGCCAGGAAUCUGCAUAUUUAACAAACUCCCAGGGAGAUACUGAGCACCAGUGGCCACACCAUUGACAUUCACAGCCCUGAUCUUUAGGCUGUCUUUCUUUUAACCAAAUAGCCAAGGUGUUAUAUCUUAAAAAGAGCACUGAGCUGGGAAUUGGGGGACCUAGUCCUCAACCCAGCUCUAAUUUGGAUUAAUUGUGCUGAGAAUUUCCAAAAAGCACCAGAGGCAAUUUACAGUCUCAGUCUUAAGGUUCAAUGAGACAACAGGAGAGGGAAGUUCCCUGGUGGCACAGAGAGUUAAGGAUCUGGUGUUGUUCUUGCAAUGGUGUGGUGUGGGUUCUAUCCCUGGCCCGGGAACUUCCACUUGCUGUGGGAGUGGCCCCAAAAAAGAUAACAGGAAAAAAGUCAAGAAGCAAGAGAAAUUAUGAGACCAGUUGGCAUAGUUGACCCCAGACUUGACGCAUUUAUUGCUCAGGCCUGACCUCUUCCCCGAGCCAAAUUAGACCCUCCUGGGAGCAAUGAUGUCUGUCUUGGAAAUGAAAAUCAGACCACUUUGGCACCUCAGUGGCUCCUCAGUCCUGUAUGCACAAGGCAUUCAGAUCUUGAAUCUUAUCUGACAUAAUUCCCAGAAUCCUGCAAUUAAAUUUUACUCUUGAGUUUCCUGGUAGCCACUGUAAAAAGAGAAACACAUCAGAUUUCAUGAUGUGUUUUAUUCAGAUCUGAAUCUUAUCUGACAUAAUUCUCAGAAUCCUGCAAUUAAAUUUUACUCUUGAGUUUCCUGGUAGCCACUGUAAAAAGAGAAACACAUCAGAUUUCAUGACUCUCAUCAUCCAGUCAUGGAAAAUAACCAUAUUUGCCCCAGGAGACAAACUCUUCUACAGCUGAUUUAGAGCAUGUUACUUCCAAGGCCACUAAACCAGUUGCAGUGUGAACCUAAGGUGCAAGAAUGUUUUCCAUGUCACUCUUUUAAAAAUAAUAAUAAACGUCCACCAACUUGAAUGACCUUGGCGCCCAGAGCAUGUGGCUAGUCUGUGCCUUGGUUCCUCCAGCUAUAAAGUGGGAGAAUGUCCUUCACCCUCGUGUGGCUGUGGUGAGGACCAAAUACAAUACUGUGCCUGUCAAUCUACUUGGAAAGCAUAAGGUUCUAAACUAACAGCAGGUGGUCUGUUCACACUCACGGUCCGCAGGCCAGCCCGCUAGUGCCCUGGCCCUUGAACCGACACACCCCUCACUAGUCCUAGUUAAUAGAAAGGGUGAUAAACUGGACCAACUCUCUCACUUUUUAAAAAAUUGUGGCAAAACAUGCAUAACGUAAAACUAACCAUUUUGGUCAUUUUUAAGUGGCUUUAAAUACAUUCACAAGGUUGUACAACCACCUCCACUGUCCAUUUCCAGAACUUUUUCAUCACCCCAAACUGAAAGUCUACAUCCACUAAAUAGCAACUCCCCAUCGCUCUACCCCUGGCCCCUGGUAACCUCUGUUCUACUUUCUGUCUUUAUGAAUUUGCCUAUUCUAAGUCCUCGUAUAAGUGGCAUCAUACAGUGUUUGUCUUUUUGUGUCAAACUGCCUCACUUUUUUGGAUGAGGAAUUAGGCCCAGAGAAGGGAGUGGCUGACUCAAGGUCAGACAGCAAACUAGAGGCAGCGUUGGAACCAGAACCCAGGUUUCCUGCCUCCCAGCAGGUCUGCAUCCCAGUGGGGAGUGAGAUGCCACCUACCAUUCUGUGGUCUUGGUUGAACCUCUUCCUCUCUCUGGGUUCCUUCUGUUCACUCCCCCUACCCACCCAUCUUCUCUUUUUAUCAUCUUCCUCCAAAGCUCCCCUUCUGCCUCCUCUUCAGCUGGUUCCCACCAGCAGACAGUCUCCCGACUGUGGCCAGGUUUCCCCCUUGUGAGACCCGGGCUUAUUUGUAGCACCCAUCUCUCAGCCCUCCCAGAAUGGCCUCCCCCACUCUGCCGGCUUCCCAUGGAUUCCCCUGUAACCUCAGCCACCCCCCUCCCUGUCCCCUCGGCCUCACAUUCCCAUCCUCCCCUGUCUGUGGUCUUCCAGCUCCCGAUGUAUGCUUUCAGAUCUGGUUGUGUUUCCUGGGUUCUGUUUUGUGUUUUCUCACACCAAAACGGGUACCUUUCCCCAGCUUGGCCCCAUUGACCACCCCCACCCCACUCCAGCCCAGAAAGACAUCCCCCCAUCCCACCCUUGAGUCAUGUUGUCUUCUGUCUACAGCCUCCUGGACUUUCCAUGGACUAGCAGGGUGGGGGGAGGCUUGGAUUCCCCCUUUCAGCCUCCUCUACCCUGCCCAGUCAGUCCUACCUGGCCUUGUUUGAAAAGCAGGUGCAGCCUGCCUUAGGUUCUUCUCUCCUUCUCCCAGCCAUCUGGCCAUUUGACAUCCCACCAUCCUCUCCACUUUCCCCUGGACCUCACUGCCUCUGGAGCAUCUCGUCCUGGCAGAACCUGUAACCCACCUGGCACCACCCCUACCCCUCCCGACAAUGUUUGCAGUUUGUGAAGUCUGAAGACCCAAGAACCAAAGGGGACUGGUGACAUGAUGCUGGGCCCAAGUCCCCUGCCCAGGGCUCCUCCCCGCCCCUCCCUCACCCCUCUUGGACCCUCCUUUGUCCAUCCCAUCAGCCCUACUCCCCUCCCUUCCUGCCCUUCAUCAGUUCUCUGGACCCCAGGCCCUAAGGAAAGGAGCUUUAGUUUCCCCUAAGUGUCCUUGAAGGGCCGAAGUCACCCUGUCACUCUCCAUUCUGAUACACCCAAACUACUCCUAUGAAAAAGAACCUCGGCCAGGAGUCUGGAGACCUGGCCUGGGUAGAUGUGUUAACUUCUCUUUGGUUGUGUGAUUUUACAAUAAGCAUAAGAUCAUCCUCAGGGCCUCAGAGCACCCCUCGUGUUUUGGGGUCCUGCAUCACCAUUCUCUCUCCACUGGGCCCUGGUAUCCUGGCUCCUCUCUCAGCCCUGCUACUGAUCUCUGUGCCUUAGUUUACUUCUCCGCACAGGGGGGCUCAUCACAAGUCUGUUCCCAGCAGCAUCCCAGACACUUUGGUGCCUCUCAAGCAGGGCCUAGCCAGCUGUGGCCCAGCUGCUUGGCACUGUCUUGGGUACCAGGUUGCUGAGGAUAAGAUGCUUGGAGGUUCUCAAAGAAGGCAGGAGCAUCACCUGGAAACUUGAUAGAAAUGCAGAGUAUUAGCCCCAUCCAAGACCUACAGAAUUAGCACAUUUUGGGGUGGGGGUGGGGGUACCAGCAAGCGGGAGUUUAACACGCUCUCCUGGUGAUUCUGAUGGACGCAGGAGUUUGCCACCUGCUGACCUAGACUAACAAUUAGUGUGCCCUGGUGAGAGACUGAGGCUGGCCCUGACCAGGAAUAGAUGGGAGACACCAACCUCAUCUGGACUCCUGAGAGAUUGGGAGCCCUCCAUCCACCCCUGACCCAAAGCAAAACAAAACUAUAUUCUCCUCUUCCUGGAAACUGAAGGGCUAGGAGAAAGCAUAUGUUUUUCCUUUCUUUGCCCUUGGCUCAGUUCCAGUUCUACCCACCUUUCUUGCACUUAUCUGGGCUUUACAGAAGAUUGUAUAGGCUUGUGCCAGCCAAGCAGGGGGUGGGAGUCCUGGUAGUGGGGGGCGGGAGGGGGGAAGACCCUGACCAUUUAUCCCUUGGGAACCUCACCACAGGCUUAUGGCCUCUCUUCACAUGAAAAGAAAUUUAACUCCUCAAAGAAAGAAUCCUAAAUCCCCAGCCAGGUUCUCCUCCUUCUCCCGCCUCCAGGGAGACCUUGUAGACAGUGCCAAAAACCAGCUCCAGCCCCCAGCGACUGGGGAAGAGAGCCAGAAGCUGUCCCUCCUCUUCAUCCUGGCCCCUUCCCCAACCCCCGCCAAUACUGUGAAGCCCCUUUCCUGACCAUCUUGGUUUCCUUGUGCGGACCCUGCAGUCAUGGGCCCUAGGGGUCCUCCAGGGGAAAGCUUUUGGGAGGGAAGGGACCAAGGGCAUCCUUGGGCCAAACCGUCCGCCUCUCCUGUCCACUGUUCUCUCCUCCCCACUCCUGUCUUCAAAAGGCUCCUCGCCAGGAUGGAUUGGGUGCUAGGACGACCAUGGUCCAUCCAGUCUGCCAGCUCUCCUUGCCCCCGUGUCUUAUUUCAGACAUGAGAAUAACUGUACAGUGUAAACUUACAAAGGGUUUUUAAUGGUUGUAGAUUGGAAAUAAAGUAUGUCAUAUGAACAGUU
Molecule: messenger RNA, 13534 nt
Organism: Phacochoerus africanus (Common warthog)
Lineage: Eukaryota; Metazoa; Chordata; Mammalia; Artiodactyla; Suidae
Gene: MTCL2
Product: suppressor of glucose, autophagy associated 1
Exons: 15
Coding region: 355-5340 (1661 amino acids)
Biological process (GO): insulin receptor signaling pathway; regulation of autophagy
Source: RefSeq, a predicted model, not a curated record